AUGACAGUGGAGGAGCUGGAAGGUUUUUUUAAAUUGACUCUUGUGAUGGCUGGAAAUGAGAUCCAGCUGGUAUUUGGCCGGAACCCCGUGUCCGGGGGCGGUCGGGGCGCGGACGCAAUAAGGCGACGGACCGAGGGGGGCGCAAAGGCGGCUCCUCGGGCGCCUCAGGGCAAGAUGGCCGCCGACCGGAAGCCCGUCGGGGAGGGAUUAGGGCGGGGGACGCGCGACUUCCGGUCGGCGGCCAUGUUGUCCCGCGUGGGGGCGUCUCGCGGCCUGCGCCUCGUCGUCGUCGUCGUCGCCGCCGCCGGGCGCUCGGCCCCUCAGGGCCUCCUCAGGUCAGAAAAUGAAAUUCAAAGGUACUUUGGCACACACAGCGUGUUCUACAGCAAGAAGGAUGAACCGUCCACUCUUCCGGGCAACGGUACGGAAAAAGCUUCCGAGAGCCAAGAAAAUUUGAAGAAGGUCUCAAAGGAGAAUCCAAAGGAGAAAUUGAUAAAUAUUAUAAAAGGCAUGAAAGUUGAAUUAGGUUCGAAGGUGGUAUCCCAGAGAGAAAAAAAUCAGCUGACCAGUGCACAAAGCAGGAAACUGAUUCAAAAUGUGGAGCGUGCCAGUAGCAUGUACAAAAAAGCCAGAGAAGGUGCCACACUUAAGAGGGACCUCCCACUAAGUCCAGAUUUAGUGGUUGCUGCAACUGCAGUUGCUGAUUCCCUUCCUUUCGACAAGCAGACGACAAAAUCAGAGUUACUCAGGCAACUGAGGAAGCACGAGCAAGAGUCUAAAGAACAGGCGAGACAAGGGGAAAGCAGCUCGAUAAGUAAUAUAAUUGCCGACAUGAAGAUUUCCAAACCUUCUAGCUCCCGAAAUUAUAUGAGGCCAGAUCAUCAAAUUCAGUUUGACGAAGGUCAUGGGUAUUUGCUUCAAAAGGAGAUGGCAGCUACCCGUGGGCAAAGGAAGGGAUUAUAUAAAGGGAAGAGCCUGAAUAUUUUCCCCACUCCUGAGGAAACUCCCAAAGAAGAAUCUGAAGCAGUGGCAUCCCCCACUCUUUGGGACUUGGAAUUUGCCAAGCAGUUAGCAACGGUAGAUGAACAGCUUCCCCGGAAUGGUUUUGAGGAGAUGAUCCAGUGGACAAAAGAGGGAAAAUUAUGGGAAUUUCCCAUUAACAACGAAGCAGGUUUUGAUGACGACGGUGCUGAUUUUCACGAGCAUAUAUUUCUGGAUAAAUACCUGGAGGAUUUCCCAAAGCAAGGACCGAUUCGCCACUUCAUGGAACUAGUGACCUGUGGGCUGUCUAAAAACCCCUAUUUGAGUGUUAAGCAAAAGGCCGAGCACAUUGAGUGGUUUCGGAACUAUUUCCAUGAAAAAACAGAUAUCCUUAAGGAAAAUGACAUUCAGUUCAAUUGAGAAACAUGGGAGGCACUCUUAACCCUGAUGGUAGAGAUGGGAAUUCUUGAAGCCAAACCUUUUUUCUGUGUUUUUUUCCGCCGUAGGCGCAAUUUGUGGUGAAUAACUGUGGAACCAGAUUUGCCUGACAGAUGUUAAAUUGUAUAAAAGAUCUAAUGUGAGAGCUGAAAAAUAUCCUUGCAUAUACCAGAGGAAAAAGUCCUAGUAAAUUACUGAUUGCUUAAA
Messenger RNA from Tachyglossus aculeatus (Australian echidna), 1626 nucleotides. RefSeq names its product mitochondrial ribosomal protein S31 (gene MRPS31). Bases 1 to 1401 code for a protein of 466 amino acids. The record is from RefSeq and is a predicted model, not a curated record. Gene Ontology annotation, molecular function: structural constituent of ribosome. The transcript has 8 exons. NCBI's taxonomy places the organism in Eukaryota, Metazoa, Chordata, Mammalia, Monotremata, Tachyglossidae. Gene Ontology annotation, cellular component: mitochondrial small ribosomal subunit.